Messenger RNA from Salvia splendens (bonfire salvia), 1150 nucleotides. RefSeq names its product putative F-box/LRR-repeat protein 23. The transcript is spliced from 2 exons. The coding region runs from base 14 to 964 and encodes 316 amino acids. NCBI's taxonomy places the organism in Eukaryota, Viridiplantae, Streptophyta, Magnoliopsida, Lamiales, Lamiaceae. Gene Ontology annotation, molecular function: protein binding. The record is from RefSeq and is a predicted model, not a curated record.
CAUUGAGCUAUUCAUGCAAGGCCACCGCUUCCCUCGCCACAUUCCCAUCGAUAUUCCGGCUGCCGCAUCCUCACCACCAUGGACUGAGCUUCCGGGAGAUGUAACGGCCGAUAUUCUGCGGCGGCUGGGGCCGGCGGGGAUGCUGCUUAUCGCGCAGCGCGUGUGUACCACGUGGUGGAAGGCUUGCAAGGAUCCCACCCUGUGGCGAGUCAUCGAUUUCUCCGACCCUAAUGAAAGGAAAUGCACCCUCAAGUACAUUGCCAUGUGCCGCCACGCAGUGGAUCGUAGCCAGGGACAGCUGCUCGACCUCACCAUUCAGUAUUUCGGCGACGACGCACUCAUGAACUACAUCGUUGAUCGAUCACCGAAUCUAAAACGCCUUAAACUUGGAUCUUGCUUUUACAUAUCAGGAUAUUGUGCAACUAGAAUGGCCGCAAAACUUGGCCAUUUGGAAGAAUUGCACCUUACUCUUAGACCAUGCAUUGGUGCUGCCGACAUUGAAGCUAUUGGCUAUUCUUGCCCAAUGUUGAAAUCAUUCUCAUGCAACGGAUUGAAGUACAAGUUUCCGACAUUGUUAAAAGGUGUUUAUUUACCCAUAUACUAUCGCAAUCUGUAUGCUUUUGCAAUCAGUAAAAGCAUGCCUAAUCUGCAGCAUCUUCAACUCUUUGCGCAUUGGAUCGAAAAUGAAGGACUUGAAUUGAUCCUUGGCGGCUGUCCGCGCCUCGAAUCUCUUGACAUCAGGCAAUGUUUUGAGCUCGAUCUUCGAGGGGAUUUGGGGGAAAGAUGCCAUCAGCGAAUGAAAGAGCUUAAACUCCCUAACGACUCCGUCAGUGAUGUACCGUGGCCUAAUUGCUAUGGUGGCGAUCCGUUUGAUCCUUCUACCCCCAUGGCUGAAUAUUACGUGUAUGACUAUCAUAAAGAAUAUGGAGAUUAUCAUGGACGUUACCACAACAACUUCAAUUGAUUCUUAGCAUGGUAGACGUAAAGGUAUCUUUCUUCUAUAUAUUUCAAGCUUAGUGGACAGUGGUGGUUUUGCUUUGAGUCUAUUUUCUAUUUAUCAAUAGAUCUUUAUGUCUUUAUUUAGUAGGCUCUGACGCUCUGCUAGCAUGAUUUUGUAGCUACAUAUUUUUAAUGCAUAUGAUAGUUGAGU